AUGUCAAGUGCUUCAAUCGUGUUGCCUCGUCCUGGGACAGCGAAGUCCAGUGACGCACUGCAGUCAAUCCAAGCUCCAUCUGAAGCUGCCUUUGUCGCAACCUUUGGUAACCUGCUACCACGAGCAUCAUAUCUGCAGACACCAAACGGCAGAGCCGCAUAUUACGAGCUGCCACCCUUAUCUCCCGCACCUACAGACCGCACAAGACCUAUUUCCCGUGUGCUUUUCGUGCACGGCGUCCAGACGCCCGCAAUCGGCCUGCAGCCAUUGGCAAGUGCGCUGUCUUCGCAUUUUCCAUAUGCUCAAUGUGUACUUGUUGACCUGUGGGGCCACGGGCUAACGGAUACUCCGUUUGUGGCGCACGACCCGGCACUCUUUCAUGCGUUGCUGGAGGCCUUGAUGGUACAGCUUGGGUGGGAAGAUGCCCAUUUCGUUGGUUAUUCGUUUGGCGGGUCAACGACAGCGACUUUCGCGGCUGCACACCCAGAACGUGUUGCGUCCAUGGUGCUGGUUGCGCCCGCAGGUCUAAUCCGCGCAACACAAUUUAACGAGUUGCAGAGGAGUUACUUACAUGGCGGCGAAGGAUUGGAGGAGCUGGCGCGAGCGUGGAUUUUGGAGCUGCUUGAAGGAGGCCAAUUAAUUGUCCCUUCAGAUUGGAAGGAGAGAGUUGGACGAGGCGAAGUAGUUACGGAGGCAGUUCGAGAAUGGCAAAUAAGAGAGCAUGAAGGGCACAUGGCAAGCGUAGUAGGUAUUGUCAGAGACGGUGGGGUCCUGGAUAAACAUGCUGAAUUUGCUGAAGCGGCAAAAAAGGGCAUUAAGGGUCUAUGUAUUCUAGGAGAGCUGGACGACCUGUGCAGCGUGCAGGACUUACACCAUGUUGGGAUACGGAAUGUUGCUGUCGUUCCGCAGGUGGGACAUGGAGUUGUGAGAGAAAGGGUGCCAGAAGUCGCCCGACUAAUCGAGGAUUUCUGGAACAAGCUCUAG
Messenger RNA from Aspergillus tanneri, 984 nucleotides. RefSeq names its product alpha/beta fold hydrolase. The record is from RefSeq and is a predicted model, not a curated record. The transcript has a single exon. NCBI's taxonomy places the organism in Eukaryota, Fungi, Ascomycota, Eurotiomycetes, Eurotiales, Aspergillaceae. The coding region runs from base 1 to 984 and encodes 327 amino acids.